Haliotis rubra (blacklip abalone) is the source of this 1101-nucleotide messenger RNA. RefSeq names its product vitelline envelope sperm lysin receptor-like. The transcript has 10 exons. The record is from RefSeq and is a predicted model, not a curated record. Lineage: Eukaryota; Metazoa; Mollusca; Gastropoda; Lepetellida; Haliotidae. Bases 87 to 1052 code for a protein of 321 amino acids.
CACGUGCAACGGCAACUUCUGUCGUUAGUAUAAAAGGCUGGCUGAGCACGUGGUGCUAAAGUGGUCGCUGUCUGACUGAUUCAAGGAUGUCUACCGAGCACUCACUGUUAGCGUUGCUUGCCUUCGCGGCAAUUGUUAAGGCAGAUAUUCCGGCAGGCUAUAUCUUGAAAAUUACGCCGAAUUGUGGCGCUAACGGUGUUUCGGAUGGGUCGGUGGCGAUAGUGACGGAUCUGAACGCGGACGCCAGGGCAGUAUGUGCGGGAGGGUUGAGCGUUGCCUUUGCUACCGUUGACGGAGUUAAUUUCAAUCUUCCCUUCUCGUUUUUCGGCAGGAAAAGUGGCCAGCCUUGCGUUUUUGUCAGACGUCCAAACUCCAAGAUGUAUGCUGCUAAGGUUAUCGUGUCCUAUGGUGAGCCGGGAAGCCUGCUGCAUCAAUACACGGAGGAAUACACCAUCUCGUGCUCGUUUGGUUCUAAAGGAAAGGACGUCAGUGCUGUACAGAGCAUAGGCAAAACGCUGAUGGCACCCAAAGAGAUUCAAACCAACAUUGGAAGGUCAAGUAGCUCGCCCAUCGUUUUGAGGAUGCUUGAUGUCCUUGGACGGGACAUGACUGGGGUCACGGUCAACCAUGGCCGGAAAGUGUGCCUCAGUGCUACGUUUAGCGGUCCCGAGAGAGGCAUUCGCCCCGUGUCUUGUGACGCUAUCGACAGUUCGAAUGCUCGCUAUGCUAUUCUAAGAGCAGGUUGCGGGGAUGGAAUAGUGUUCCCCAAGAACAAAGGUUUCACGACGACGGGCAAGACCACCACCAGCUCUACCUUCAAGGCUUUCAGCAUCAACACCGACACGUCGCUCAAGUUCGAGUGCAACUUCACUCUGUGUGCCUCUGGGUGUAAUGGCAAUUCCUGUGCUAAUGCACGGCGUCGCCGAGCUGCAAUCGCCAGGGAAGACGAUAAAAAAUUCGUAUUAGCAGCGACCGACUCCUUAGACUUAAGCGGUGGAGCCAAACCUCGUCCUGUCGGAACGGUAGAACGCGUCAAACACCGGUCACCUUGACGACGCUCUGUACUAAACUGGUUGUGGGAGAAAUAAAUACAAAAAUCUU